Malania oleifera is the source of this 1804-nucleotide messenger RNA. RefSeq lists its product as uncharacterized. Gene Ontology annotation, cellular component: nucleus; protein phosphatase type 2A complex; cytoplasm. The coding region runs from base 207 to 1370 and encodes 387 amino acids. The transcript is spliced from 2 exons. Gene Ontology annotation, biological process: mitotic spindle organization. Gene Ontology annotation, molecular function: peptidyl-prolyl cis-trans isomerase activity; protein tyrosine phosphatase activator activity. The record is from RefSeq and is a predicted model, not a curated record. Lineage: Eukaryota; Viridiplantae; Streptophyta; Magnoliopsida; Santalales; Ximeniaceae.
AAGAUGGGCGGCGCAUAUGUUUUUUUGUAAAUUUUGCGAUCAUUCACUCUUUUGGCCGGCAGCGAACGUGACAGUCGCGUGACGAUCGCCUCGAUUUCCCCAUUCCAUAUUUCCCUUCCCCGUCACUGUCUUCUUCCAGUUGCAGCUUGCGACGUCUUAAAAAUCAUUCACUUCAUACUCCAUUCAAUAACAAAACCACUUCCCAGAUGGAACACCAUCCCACCACCACCUCCGCCGAUUCCGCCGCCGCCGCCGCCGCCACCACCACCACUACGACAUGCCGCCACUGCGGCAGCGCCACCAUGUGCCCAGCGCCACCAACAUGGUCCGAUUCCUCUCCACCGCCGGUCUACCGCCCAAUUCGUGCUCCGGCUAUUAACCUCCCUCCUCACCAAAACCCCCAACAAGCCAUCAUCCUCACCCCCGUACCCCAAUCCCAGAAAGUGCCCAUCGUCUCUCCGCCCUACCACUUCCAAGUCCCCUGCAAACAAAUCCACUCCCAGGACGACAUCCGCCGCUUCCACGCCUCCCCCGCCGCCACCAACUUCCUCGGCUUCGUCGUCGCCCUUAGUGAAUCCAUCCGCGGUCGCAAAAUCUCCGACCCCUGCAUCGAAUCCCCCAUUCUUCGAUCAAUCAUCUCCGUCCUUGAAACCCUAAUUCAAUGGAUCGAUGACAUUCCUCCCGUCGAUCAGUCGUCCCGAUACGGUAACAUAUCGUAUCGGGACUGGCAUGGUCGAUUGACGGAUAAUGCCGCAUCUUUGAUGCUCCAAAUUUUACCCGGCGAUAACGAUGAUCUUCUAUCCGCCACGGUUGAGAUCGUCCCCUACUUCACCGAUAGUUUUGGCAACUCGAGCCGCAUUGAUUAUGGCACGGGGCAUGAAUCCAAUUUUGCAACGUGGUUGUACUGUCUUGCUAGGCUAGGCCUCUUGAAGGAAGACGACUAUCAGGCUGUUGUGUCUAGGGCUUUUGUUAAAUACCUUGAAUUGAUGAGAAAGUUGCAGGAUGUGUAUUGUCUUGAGCCUGCAGGAUCGCAUGGCGUUUGGGGUCUCGACGACUAUCAUUUUUUGCCGUUCAUUUUUGGGUCAUCGCAAUUGGUCGAUCACAAGUAUAUGAAACCCAAGUCAAUUCACAAUCAGGACAUACUUGACAAUUUCUCCAACGAGUACAUGUAUCUUUCAUCUAUUUCUUUUAUUAAGAAGGUCAAGAAGGGCCCCUUUGCAGAGCACUCACCAUUGUUGGAUGAUAUCAGCGGCGUGCCAAAUUGGAACAAGGUGAAUAGUGGGUUGCUCAAGAUGUAUAAAGUAGAGGUCUUGGAGAAGGUUCCUAUCAUGCAGCACUUCCUAUUUGGGUGGCUUAUCAAGUGGGAGUAGUAAUGCAUCACCUCUGGUUGGACGUCUUAUGUGGAGCACUGCAAAAAGAUGAAACAUACUUUUUCUCUCAUAUGCUAAUUGGUUAUUCAGAUCCAGCCUGGGGGGUCGAUGCAUUUUGUUUAAUGUAAGUAAAAGCAGUUCCCAGUUGACAGUCGAUGAUGCGGUGAGUUAAGAUUUGAAGAUGCAAUAUUGACCCUUUUUUUUUAUAAAGCUGUUGCAAAUUUUUGUUUCAGUAAGAGGAUUAAUACGUUUGAAAGUUUUAUAAAAGGUACUGACAGCUUAUCACUUAUAGGCAUGAUGCAGAAAGCAUCUUUUAGCCAGAAACUAGGUUUUUUAAGUGCAAGCAUUUUGCUGAUGCUCUUGCAUGAAUACUGGGUCUACAAAAAAACUUGAUGAUUUGUGAGGGUUAAUUCGAUUUCCUGAUGUGCUGCCCA